Molecule: messenger RNA, 5550 nt
Organism: Hippocampus zosterae (dwarf seahorse)
Lineage: Eukaryota; Metazoa; Chordata; Actinopteri; Syngnathiformes; Syngnathidae
Product: bone morphogenetic protein receptor type-2-like
Exons: 13
Coding region: 885-4073 (1062 amino acids)
Biological process (GO): BMP signaling pathway; protein phosphorylation; vasculature development
Cellular component (GO): signaling receptor complex; plasma membrane
Molecular function (GO): transforming growth factor beta receptor activity; ATP binding
Source: RefSeq, a predicted model, not a curated record
CCACCCCCCCUACCCACAGCAACACGAUACCGGAGACGAGCGGUCCAAACAAGCCUGCAAAUAAAUGAGGCGUUCCCAUCCGCCCAGCCUGUCUGCCUGUCUGUCUGUCUCUGUCUUCCUAACGGAGCUCCAAAGCGUCUAGGACGAGCCCAGUCGACCGCCCCGAGGAAGAUCAGCUCCAGAGAUAUACGUUGCCUCCCCCACCCGCCUGCUUACAAGCUCCCGAGUGCUUUUUUUCUCUCUCUCGCUCUCUCGUGUGCGGAAAGGCGGAAAACUCACUGCGUUUGGAAGCAUUCCUCUCUUUAAGACCGAGAAAUAAGCUGGGACGCCGAAGGGGAGGACGAACUCGCUAGCAGUUGGCUAACGUCGGCGAGCUUCCAUAGCAUUUAGCCAUCUAUAGCCAAGCUAAUUGGCUAACGUGUAAUUACACGGGAACGUCCUGUUUGUAGAGUCGAUGGGCACCCGAGAAUGGUGUAUGGAUAAUUCCGCGGAGUAUGUGUCGUUUUAAGCGACAUUUUUCGUCUUUAGACAAGUUUUUUUUCAGCGGGAGACUGCCGUCCAGUGGAUAGCAUGUCAGCUUGUAGAGAGAUGGCUUGUUUCUGCAAUCGCGCUUUAUAUACGCCAAACAACUUCAUCGCAUAGGUUUCAUGCGGGAAUCAAACACGGGACGACGUUAACUUGUUUACUCCAACUUGACGGUACAGCGAGCACCAAAUGUAUAGCUUUGUGCCAGGACGAGCAUUUCGACUAAUUGUGCCGAACCGAGGACCGAGGCAAGAAACAUUAAUGUGGUAACUGCAAAAAAAAAAAAAGGCGAGGACCCGAAAGUACAUCAAGUGUGUGGAUUAGCUCCAAGUGAAAGACCAAAGUCGAUCUAUACGAUCAUGCCCGUGGGCCGAACUACAACCAUGCAGUGUCUUGCAAAAUUUUGUUUUUGCCUGGCUCUUCUCCUUACUCCAGUGGCUGCGGCACAGGGCGAAGAGCGAGAGUGUGCCUUCACAGACCAGGAGCAGCAGUCGGAGGUGGAGCGAGUGGUGGGGGGCGAGGGCCGAGUCUCGCCAGAGAAUACCACCAUCCGAUGUGCCAAGGGCAGCAACUGCUUCGGCUUGUGGGAGAAAAGUCCACCAGGCGAAGUCCGUCUGGUCAAACAAGGUUGUUGGACCUACCCUAGCGACUACCAAAAAUGUCGCGAUGACCGCUGCGUGGUGAACAACCUGUCGCCGCAGACCCAGAACGGGACGUACCACUUCUGCUGUUGCGGAAGUGACAUGUGCAAUGUCAAUUUCACAGAGGACUUCUCGCCUCCCAGCCCCGCCACUGCACAGCCCAUCUACCCUCACACUCUGCGCUAUGAAGAGACAAUAAUCAUCGCCCUGGCAACCGUCUCCGUGCUGGCCGUCAUCGCGGUAGCUGCUUUCUUUGGUUACCGCAUGAUGCGUGGAGACAGUAAGCAAGGUCUUCACAAUCUGAACAUGAUGGAAGCUGCUGGCUCCGAGAGCUCUUUGGACCUGGAUAAUCUCAAACUGCUCGAGCUGAUUGGCCGGGGUCGAUACGGCGCCGUCUAUUGCGGCUCCCUCGACGAGCGACCUGUCGCCGUCAAGGUUUUCACCGCCAGCAACCGCCAGAACUUCCUCAAUGAAUGCUCCAUCUACCGGCUGCCACUACUGGAGCACGACAACAUCGCCUCCUUUGUGGCUGCUGAUGAGCGGUCGGGCCCGGAGGGGCGUACCGAGUACCUGCUGGUCAUGGAUUACUACCCCCACGGCUCGCUGAGUCGCUACCUGAGCGUUCAGACCAACGACUGGGUCAACAGCUGUCGGCUUGCUCAUUCUGUCACUCGGGGAUUGGCGUACCUGCACACUGAACUCUUCAAAGGAGACAUGUACAAGCCAGCGGUCUCCCACCGGGACCUGAACAGUCGGAAUAUUCUCGUCAAGGCCGAUGGCACUUGCGUCAUCAUCGAUUUCGGGCUGUCCAUGAAGCUGACGGGCAACAGGCCGGCGCGUCACGGGGAGGAGGAAAACGCUGCUAUCAGUGAGGUGGGCACCAUCCGCUACAUGGCACCAGAGGUGUUGGAGGGAGCCGUGAAUCUGAGGGACUGUGAGUCGGCCCUGAAACAGGUGGACAUGUAUGCUCUGGGCCUGGUCUACUGGGAGACCUUCAUGAGAUGUACCGACCUUUUCCCCGGCGAAUCGGUGCCAGAGUACCAGAUGGCCUUCCAGGCGGAGGCCGGGAACCACCCGACGUUCGAGGACAUGCAAGUGCUGGUGUCGAGGGAGAAACAGCGGCCCAAAUUCCCAGAGGCCUGGAAAGAGAACAGCUUGGCGGUUCGCUCUCUCAAGGAGACGAUGGAGGACUGCUGGGACCAGGAUGCGGAGGCCCGCCUGACAGCCCAGUGCGCCGAGGAACGGCAGGCCGAGCUGCUCCUCAUUUGGGACCGCUCCAAAUCGGUCAGCCCCACGCUCAACCCCAUGUCGACCACUCUGCACAACGAGAGAAACCGGGUCACCCCCAAGUCUGGCCCGUACGCUGAGCAUUCCUCCACUUAUAUCGAAGAACACGAGGGCGUGGCCAAAAACACGCAGUCCGAUCCCACCAGCUCCGCAGGUGGCCGAUUGGGGGGCGGGACCGGAGAGAGGAACAGGAACUCCAUCAACCAAGAGCGCCAGCAGCAAGCGAACGCCCGGAUGCCCAGCCCGGAGGGGAGCAGCACCAGCGGGGCUUGCUUGGGUCUCAGAGGGAGCCCCUCGGCCUCGACCACAACCACCACGAUCAUUUCGGAGUCCGAGGGGCCAUCGGGCAGCGCCGCGGUCCCCGUCUGCCUCCACCUAACCCAAGAAGACCUGGAGACCACCAAGCUGGACCCCAAAGAGGUGGACAAGAACCUGAAAGAGAGCUCAGACGAGAACCUGAUGGAACACUCGCAGAAGCAGUUCUGCUCGCCGGACCCGCUGAGCCCCGGGAGCUCCAGCUUGCUGUACCCCCUCAUCAAGAUGGCGAGCGAAGCCUCGGGCGCCUCCGAGCCGCCCCCCGCCGUUCCCACCGCCGUCUUCCCUCUGCCCAAGCAGCAGAACCUACCUAAAAGGCCGUCGAGCUUGUCCCUGCGUAGCAAGUCGGCCAAGAAGGAGUCGUCGUCCUCUUCCCUCAGGUUCAAGUUCGGGCGAUCGGGGAAGUCCAACCUGCGGCAGGUGGAGGGAUCCAAGAUCAACGGCGGCGCGGUAACGGGCCCCAACGUGGAUGCGGAAGCUCAUCGAGGCGCGGGUAUCAACAACAUACCGGCCCUGCGAGAGGCUCGCGCCAACGGCGGCGUCAACGGCCCCGUCAACGGUCACAACACGGGCGCGGUCGCUUCCGCGGCCGUCGGCGGCGCGUCGGGCGUCAUCGCCAAUGGAAACGGAGCGUUGCGGUCCGACGACGGCCGCCUCAGCCUCGGCGUCAUCACGGCCAGCCCGGACGAACACGAGCCGCUGCUGAGCCGCGAGCCGCCGGAUCCCGGGGACGCGUCAUCUUCCGGCGUGGCGGCGUUGCGCUCGGCCCGACCCAACACCAACAACAACAACAGCAACACGGGCCGCGGCCGGGGCGACGGCGAGAGCGGAGGCGAGAGCGAAGGAGGCGGCGACGAGGAUACGGAAGGAGUUGGCGGGGCUCCGACGGGGCCCCCGGGAGAAGGCGCCGGUGCCUCGCACUCUCCGAUGAGCGUCACCAUGCGAGACGAGUACCCGCUCAGGCAGCCCCGAGUCCGCAGACCAGAGAGACCAAACUCCUUGGACCUGUCCUUCACCACACAAGACUUGGCCUCGUUAGGCGACAGCUUGGGGCACCCGGACAGCGCUUUGGGCAACGGCGAUAAGAUCAAGAAACGAGUCAAGACGCCAUAUUCGCUGAAGAAAUGGCGGCCGACCACGUGGGUCAUCUCAACAGACGCCAGGGGGCUCGAGGUCAACAACAAUAACAACGGCGGCUCAGGCCGGGGCGGCCAAGGUCGCGGCCACAACCGGCCCAAGUCCGCUUCGGCCAUCUACCUGCGGGGCGGAGACUUGGUCGGCGAGCGCGGCGACACGCAUGUGUGAGCAGAACUCAAUUAACCCACUGAGCUGUUUUUUUUGUUUGUUUUUUUGGGGGUGGGGUUCUCGGCUCCGAAUCAGCAAGAGGAAGCUACGGGGAAUCGUGGCCUAAGAGUCGAAUCCGAUGUACAGUCCACUAAUUAAGGUCUCCCUGCUGUCUGUCUUUUCCGAUGACGUCAUUUGCUUUCGAUGCAAUCCAAGCUAUGCAGCGUUCUCUCCCGCUCGUCCAUUUCUUAUUCUCUGUCCCCAUAAAGCAUCAACGUGUGAAUUAUUUGGGUUGUUUUUUUUUUUUCUACGUGCACUUUGAGCCGAUGAGAUCGGCGUUCGGUCCCGCCCUUGCCCGUCGCGACCAACGGCGCCGCACGGAUUUCAAUCAUGCGCUCUUGUUUGUUUUUAUUCAAGCACACCGCCCUGUUGAAAAGAAGAAACUGUCUUAAAAGAUAAGAACAAACUUUUUAUUUGAUUUUUUUUUUUUUUUUUGUGUAUGCAAGAACUGUCGUUGUGGACUCUCCAUGUUUUGGACUAUCCAUCAUCACCCCGAGUUUUAAUUGUGCAAUAGGAUGUAGCUUUCAGAUGCUUUUCAUGUUUUAAUUGUUUCGACUUGUGUUUUGUUGUUGUUUUUAACCUUCAAUCAUAUUUUAAAUAUGUCAAUCAAUCUCCUUUGCACUUAUGAUUAAUCACAAUCUUCAACCUUGCCCCCCCCCCCCCCCCCCCCCGCCCCCAACCCCAGCCUGAAGCGGAAAAACAAAUGACAAUCCUUCAGUUUCCGUCUCUGGGGAAUCAUCUUGAGGGGGGGGCACGAACAAUCGAGCUCAUCUGAGUGGUUGAAAAUAUUGCGACCCCCCCCCCACCCCCCCUCAACUCCCCAUCCUCUUUCCACACAAUCGCACCAUGAAUUGUUUUUAAACUCAAUCUAAGGCUCUUGUCUCAGUGUCACCUGACUUCAUGUUUGACUUUAUGUAUGUGACUGAAUUAUAACCAGAAGAUGAUGAAAAGAAAAAAAAAAAGUCCUAGAAAAAAAAAAGAAAAUAAAGACAGACAGACACAAAUAAUACCAAACCCCCUUCCAAGGCACGCUGAAUAUUAUUUGUGCUUCUACUGGUCGCAUCGCUUAAUGUUUGAAUGGCUGGUUUGACAAGAUGUUGGUUUUGUUUAAAGUAAAUUUUGUUUUGCUGGAGUCCAGCGCUGUACAGUCUCUGUAUGUCGUACUCAUUCUGUAGUCUCGGCGCCACUUCAGGAUCGACGAAAAGAGAUCUCAUUUUAUUAUGUUUUUGUAAUCUGUAAUUUGUAUUCAAGAAAAAAAAAAAGAAAGAAAACACUAUUAUUGCAUUUAUUUGUAUAUUUUUAAUGGGGAUCCUGUGUUGCAUUCAAUGGACAUGGAGGACCUUUGAUUCCAUCGCUUCACGUUUGCUUGAUACAAUUUCCUGAAACCUUUUCAAGACACUAUGGAAGAAAAAAAUCUCAAUAAAUGUAUGAAAACUUG